Molecule: messenger RNA, 1368 nt
Organism: Microdochium trichocladiopsis
Lineage: Eukaryota; Fungi; Ascomycota; Sordariomycetes; Xylariales; Microdochiaceae
Product: Sodium/calcium exchanger protein-domain-containing protein
Exons: 9
Coding region: 1-1368 (455 amino acids)
Biological process (GO): intracellular calcium ion homeostasis; calcium ion transmembrane transport
Cellular component (GO): fungal-type vacuole membrane
Molecular function (GO): calcium:proton antiporter activity
Source: RefSeq, a predicted model, not a curated record
AUGACCCAGCUGCUGACAUUUGUUCGGCUUGUAGGUCGCGAUCACGACACUCGCGCAAGUCAAGCUCGUUUCCUGCGCCUACAUGUCGUACACGCCUCCUACGCUUUCUGGGGUCUCUCGAACGUCCAGAUCGACCUCGAGAGCGACAAGCCAUGGGUCAAGCAUCCCGCCCACGUCCGGCACAUCACAAAGAUGACCCUGCUGAGCAACCCGAUCAACAUCCUCCUCGUCUGCGUACCCAUUGGUAUCAUUGCCGGCCAGGGCGACUGGGACCCGAUCGCCGUCUUCACCAUCAACUUUUUCGCCAUCAUUCCCCUGGCGGCCGUCCUGUCGUUCGCGACCGAGGAGAUCUCUGACAAGCUCGGCGAGUCGCUCGGCGGACUGCUCAACGCGACGUUCGGCAAUGCGGUCGAGCUGAUUGUGAGCAUCAUUGCGCUCCAGAACAACCAGCUCCAGGUCGUCAAGUCUUCCAUGAUUGGGUCGAUCCUUUCCAACAUCCUCCUCGUCAAGGGCAUGUGCUUCUUCUUCGGCGGCAUUGUCAACAUGCGCGACGGCAAUGGUAGCGGCACAGAGCAGUCGUUUGCCUCGAUCACUGCGCAGACGACCUCAUCACUGAUGACACUCUCGGCCGCUUCUAUGAUCUUGCCUGGCACUCUCUUCAUGAUCAUCAACCCUGCCGACGACGAAGAGUCGACUCGCCGACCGAUCCUCGCCCUGUCUCGUGGCACCGCAAUCAUCCUUCUCCUUCUUUACGUCAUCCUCGAGUCCGCGACGACCCCGCCCGACUCGCAGGAUGCUUCCGACGUGGAGAGCAACAACGCGAACCAGCACCAGGAGGACGACGAAGAAGAGGAGAAGGAGGAGCACAUGAGCCCGUGGUCGGCUGGUCUCGUUCUUAUUGUGACGACUGUUCUGGUCUCCAUCGGACUACCUUUAGAGCGCACCCACAUCAGCCGUAACUUUAUCGGCCUGAUCCUGAUUCCUAUCGUCGGCAACGCGGCUGAGCACAUUACGGCUGUUGUGGUCGCUGUCAAGAAUAAGAUGGACCUCGCCAUGGGAGUUGCUAUUGGCUCCAGCAUCCAGAUCGCCCUGUUUGUCACGCCGUUACUCGUCAUUCUCGGCUGGAUCAUGGACCGCGACAUGGACCUGCACUUUGAGACUUUCGAGACUGUCUCUUUCGCGCAGUCCGUGCUUGUCGUCAUCUACACCGUCAUGGAUGGAAAGUCGAAUUACCUCGAGGGUGCCAUGUUGAUGGCGCUCUACAUUAUCAUUGCGCUCGCCUUCUUCGUAACCCCUAGCGAGGACUUCGACAACGAGAACGCCACCCUUUUAUCGCACGCGGUGCACAGCAUCUUUGGGUCUUCUUAG